GCAUCCACCUGUCCAUCAAAUCAUCUUCCUGAGUGACCGACAACAUGAGCUUUGUGUUUCAAUCAGGCUUCCAGUCAGGCUUCCAAUCAGACUUCCAGGCCAUCUCCAGCCUUAGUGUCCCCUAUGUGAGUCCUGUCUCUGGAGGACUACGAGCUGGAGAAGCCAUCUUAAUUCAGGGAGCUGUUCCCUCUGUGUGUGAAAGCUUUGUUGUGAGCCUGAAGUGUGGAGAGUCAGAAGGAGAUGACAUUGCCUUCCAAAUAAAGCCUCAGUUUAGCAGUAACUGCAUGGUCCUAAACAGCCGCCUAAAAGGGUUAUGGGGAAAUGAGAAGAAACUGGCCUUACCUUUAAAAAAGGGGAACAACUUUGAUCUGAUUAUUGCCAUAAACUCUGAAAACUAUCAGGUGUAUCUGAAUGGAUGUGAAGUUGGGCAGUUUCAGCAUAGUAUACCACUGAAAGGUGUCACUGCACUACACAUUGGAGGAGAUGUUACUUUAACAAACGUAGUAUUCAUGGGGAACUGGACUGGUUCUUCUAACUUUGGGCAGGGUGAAAUGAUGACUAUGAAGUCUUUUGGAAAACAUUCUUCAGCACAAAAAGGAAGCUGGACAUUUGAGUGUGGAAGUUUCCAAACAACACAGGCAACAAAUUUAACUGGAACAAAAACUGUCCAUCCAGAGAUUAAACUUCCAGUCACCAAUCUAGUCCAAAAUCCUGCUCUUCCCUAUGUUGGUCCAGUUGCUGGGGGACUGAGAGCAGGAAUGGCCUUGUACUUGCAGGGAGUUGUUCCUACUAAUGCUGACCAGUUCGCAAUAAAUUUCAAGACUGGACAGUCUGACAAGGAUGAUAUAGCUUUCCACUUCAACCCACGAAUGGGAAGCAAAGUGGCCAUGAACAGCUUCAGGAAUGGAGGAUGGCAGACUGAGGAAUCUGCCUCUGAAAACCCCUUCAAAAAGGGAGAUGCUUUUGAAAUGUUUAUCGUCCCCAAACCUGAAGGAUAUCAGGUGUGUGUGAAUGGCAAGGAGCACUACAUGUUUAAGCACCGUAUACCUCUGGAAAACGUGAAAGCAUUAAAUAUCCUUGGACAUGUUGCCGCAAAGCUUUUUGGCUUCAUAGAAAACUGGAGCAUACCUUCAUUUACUAAGGAAGCCAAGACAACAGUCACCAGUCUGGGCAGCUCACACUGGGGUCUUUCACCCACACAGUCAGAGGUCUUACACCCGGUCCAAAAUCCUAUCCUUCCCUAUGUGGGCACAAUUCCUGGAGGACUUAGAGCAGGAAUGGCCUUGUACUUGCAGGGAGUUGUUCCAACUAAUGCUGACCAGUUCGCAAUAAAUUUCAAGACUGGACAGUCUGACAAGGAUGAUAUAGCUUUCCACUUCAACCCACGAAUGGGAAGCAAAGUGGCCAUGAACAGCUUCAGGAAUGGAGGAUGGCAGACUGAGGAAUCUGCCUCUGAAAACCCCUUCAAAAAGGGAGAUGCUUUUGAAAUGUUUAUCGUCCCCAAACCUGAAGGAUAUCAGGUAUAUGUGAAUGGCAAGGAGCACUACAUGUUUAAGCACCGUAUACCUCUGGAAAAAGUGACAUCAUUAAAUAUCCUUGGACAUAUUGCCGCAAAGCUUUUUGGCUUCAUAGAAAACUGGAGCAUACCUUCAUUUACUAAGGAAGCCAAGACAACAGUCACCAGUCUGGGCAGCUCACACUGGGGUCUUUCACCCACACAGUCAGAGGUCUUACACCCGGUCCAAAAUCCUAUCCUUCCCUAUGUGGGCACAAUUCCUGGAGGACUUAGAGCAGGAAUGGCCUUGUACUUGCAGGGAGUUGUUCCAACUAAUGCUGACCAGUUCGCAAUAAAUUUCAAGACUGGACAGUCUGACAAGGAUGAUAUAGCUUUCCACUUCAACCCACGAAUGGGAAGCAAAGUGGCCAUGAACAGCUUCAGGAAUGGAGGAUGGCAGACUGAGGAAUCUGCCUCUGAAAACCCCUUCAAAAAGGGAGAUGCUUUUGAAAUGUUUAUCGUCCCCAAACCUGAAGGAUAUCAGGUAUAUGUGAAUGGCAAGGAGCACUACAUGUUUAAGCACCGUAUACCUCUGGAAAAAGUGACAUCAUUAAAUAUCCUUGGACAUGUUGCCGCAAAGCUUUUUGGCUUCAUAGAAAACUGGAGCAUACCUUCAUUUACUAAGGAAGCCAAGACAACAGUCACCAGUCUGGGCAGCUCACACUGGGGUCUUUCACCCACACAGUCAGAGGUCUUACACCCGGUCCAAAAUCCUAUCCUUCCCUAUGUGGGCACAAUUCCUGGAGGACUUAGAGCAGGAAUGGCCUUGUACUUGCAGGGAGUUGUUCCAACUAAUGCUGACCAGUUCGCAAUAAAUUUCAAGACUGGACAGUCUGACAAGGAUGAUAUAGCUUUCCACUUCAGCCCCCGAAUGGGCAGCAAGGUGGCCAUGAACAGCUUCAGGAAUGGAGGAUGGCAGACUGAGGAAUCUGCCUCUGAAAACCCCUUCAAAAAGGGAGAUGCUUUUGAAAUGUUUAUCGUCCCCAAACCUGAAGGAUAUCAGGUAUAUGUGAAUGGCAAGGAGCACUACAUGUUUAAGCACCGUAUACCUCUGGAAAACGUGAAAGCAUUAAAUAUCCUUGGACAUAUUGCCGCAAAGCUUUUUGGCUUCAUAGAAAACUGGAGCAUACCUUCAUUUACUAAGGAAGCCAAAACAACAGUCACCAGUCUGGGCAGCUCACACUGGGGUCUUUCACCCACACAGUCAGAGGUCUUACACCCGGUCCAAAAUCCUAUCCUUCCCUAUGUGGGCACAAUUCCUGGAGGACUUAGAGCAGGAAUGGCCUUGUACUUGCAGGGAGUUGUUCCAACUAAUGCUGACCAGUUCGCAAUAAAUUUCAAGACUGGACAGUCUGACAAGGAUGAUAUAGCUUUCCACUUCAACCCACGAAUGGGCAGCAAAGUGGCCAUGAACAGCUUCAGGAAUGGAGGAUGGCAGACUGAGGAAUCUGCCUCUGAAAACCCCUUCAAAAAGGGAGAUGCUUUUGAAAUGUUUAUCGUCCCCAAACCUGAAGGAUAUCAGGUAUAUGUGAAUGGCAAGGAGCACUACAUGUUUAAGCACCGUAUACCUCUGGAAAACGUGAAAGCAUUAAAUAUCCUUGGACAUGUUGCCGCAAAGCUUUUUGGCUUCAUAGAAAACUGGAGCAUACCUUCAUUUACUAAUGAAGCCAAGACAACAGUCACCAGUCUUGGCAGCUCACACUGGGGUCUUUCACCCACACAGUCAGAGGUCUUACACCCGGUCCAAAAUCCUAUCCUUCCGUAUGUGGGCACAAUUCCUGGAGGACUUAGAGCAGGAAUGGCCUUGUACUUGCAGGGAGUUGUUCCAACUAAUGCUGACCAGUUCGCAAUAAAUUUCAAGACUGGACAGUCUGACAAGGAUGAUAUAGCUUUCCACUUCAACCCACGAAUGGGCAGCAAAGUGGCCAUGAACAGCUUCAGGAAUGGAGGAUGGCAGACUGAGGAAUCUGCCUCUGAAAACCCCUUCAAAAAGGGAGAUGCUUUUGAAAUGUUUAUCGUCCCCAAACCUGAAGGAUAUCAGGUGUAUGUGAAUGGCAAGGAGCACUACAUGUUUAAGCACCGUAUACCUCUGGAAAACGUGAAAGCAUUAAAUAUCCUUGGACAUGUUGCCGCAAAGCUUUUUGGCUUCAUAGAAAACUGGAGCAUACCUUCAUUUACUAAGGAAGCCAAGACAACAGUCACCAGUCUGGGCAGCUCACACUGGGGUCUUUCACCCACACAGUCAGAGGUCUUACACCCGGUCCAAAAUCCUAUCCUUCCCUAUGUGGGCACAAUUCCUGGAGGACUUAGAGCAGGAAUGGCCAUGUACUUGCAGGGAGUUGUUCCAACUAAUGCUGACCAGUUCGCAAUAAAUUUCAAGACUGGACAAUCUGACAAGGAUGAUAUAGCUUUCCACUUCAACCCCCGAAUGGGCAGCAAGGUGGCCAUGAACAGCUUCAGGAAUGGAGGAUGGCAGACUGAGGAAUCUGCCUCUGAAAACCCCUUCAAAAAGGGAGAUGCUUUUGAAAUGUUUAUCGUCCCCAAACCUGAAGGAUAUCAGGUAUUUGUGAAUGGCAAGGAGCACUACAUGUUUAAGCACCGUAUACCUCUGGAAAAAGUGACAUCAUUAAAUAUCCUUGGACAUAUUGCCGCAAAGCUUUUUGGCUUCAUAGAAAACUGGAGAAUACCUUCAUUUACUAAGGAAGCCAAGACAACAAUCACCAGUCUGAGCAGCUCACACUGGGGUCUUUCACCCACACAGUCAGAGGUCUUACACCCGGUCCAAAAUCCUAUCCUUCCCUAUGUGGGCACAAUUCCUGGAGGACUUAGAGCAGGAAUGGCCUUGUACUUGCAGGGAGUUGUUCCAACUAAUGCUGACCAGUUCGCAAUAAAUUUCCAGACUGGACAGUCUGACAAGGAUGAUAUAGCUUUCCACUUCAACCCCCGAAUUGGCAGCAAGGUGGCCAUGAACAGCUUCAGGAAUGGAGGAUGGCAGACUGAGGAAUCUGCCUCUGAAAACCCCUUCAAAAAGGGAGAUGCUUUUGAAAUGUUUAUCGUCCCCAAACCUGAAGGAUAUCAGGUAUAUGUGAAUGGCAAGGAGCACUACAUGUUUAAGCACCGUAUACCUCUGGAAAACGUGAAAGCAUUAAAUAUCCUUGGACAUAUUGCCGCAAAGCUUUUUGGCUUCAUAGAAAACUGGAGCAUACCUUCAUUUAAUAAGGAAGCCAAGACAACAGUCACCAGUCUGGGCAGCUCACACUGGGGUCUUUCACCCACACAGUCAGAGGUCUUACACCCGGUCCAAAAUCCUAUCCUUCCCUAUGUGGGCACAAUUCCUGGAGGACUUAGAGCAGGAAUGGCCUUGUACUUGCAGGGAGUUGUUCCAACUAAUGCUGACCAGUUCGCAAUAAAUUUCAAGACUGGACAGUCUGACAAGGAUGAUAUAGCUUUCCACUUCAACCCACGAAUGGGAAGCAAAGUGGCCAUGAACAGCUUCAGGAAUGGAGGAUGGCAGACUGAGGAAUCUGCCUCUGAAAACCCCUUCAAAAAGGGAGAUGCUUUUGAAAUGUUUAUCGUCCCCAAACCUGAAGGAUAUCAGGUAUAUGUGAAUGGCAAGGAGCACUACAUGUUUAAGCACCGUAUACCUCUGGAAAACGUGAAAGCAUUAAAUAUCCUUGGACAUGUUGCCGCAAAGCUUUUUGGCUUCAUAGAAAACUGGAGCAUACCUUCAUUUACUAAGGAAGCCAAGACAACAGUCACCAGUCUUGGCAGCUCACACUGGGGUCUUUCACCCACACAGUCAGAGGUCUUACACCCGGUCCAAAAUCCUAUCCUUCCCUAUGUGGGCACAAUUCCUGGAGGACUUAGAGCAGGAAUGGCCUUGUACUUGCAGGGAGUUGUUCCAACUAAUGCUGACCAGUUCGCAAUAAAUUUCAAGACUGGACAGUCUGACAAGGAUGAUAUAGCUUUCCACUUCAACCCACGAAUGGGAAGCAAAGUGGCCAUGAACAGCUUCAGGAAUGGAGGAUGGCAGACUGAGGAAUCUGCCUCUGAAAACCCCUUCAAAAAGGGAGAUGCUUUUGAAAUGUUUAUCGUCCCCAAACCUGAAGGAUAUCAGGUAUAUGUGAAUGGCAAGGAGCACUACAUGUUUAAGCACCGUAUACCUCUGGAAAACGUGAAAGCAUUAAAUAUCCUUGGACAUGUUGCCGCAAAGCUUUUUGGCUUCAUAGAAAACUGGAGCAUACCUUCAUUUACUAAGGAAGCCAAGACAACAGUCACCAGUCUGGGCAGAUCACACUGGGGUCUUUCACCCACACAGUCAGAGGUCUUACACCCGGUCCAAAAUCCUAUCCUUCCCUAUGUGGGCACAAUUCCUGGAGGACUUAGAGCAGGAAUGGCCUUGUACUUGCAGGGAGUUGUUCCAACUAAUGCUGACCAGUUCGCAAUAAAUUUCAAGACUGGACAAUCUGACAAGGAUGAUAUAGCUUUCCACUUCAACCCCCGAAUGGGCAGCAAGAUGGCCAUGAACAGCUUCAGGAAUGGAGGAUGGCAGACUGAGGAAUCUGCCUCUGAAAACCCCUUCAAAAAGGGAGAUGCUUUUGAAAUGUUUAUCGUCCCCAAACCUGAAGGAUAUCAGGUAUUUGUGAAUGGCAAGGAGCACUACAUGUUUAAGCACCGUAUACCUCUGGAAAAAGUGACAUCAUUAAAUAUCCUUGGACAUAUUGCCGCAAAGCUGUUUGGCUUCAUAGAAAACUGGAGAAUACCUUCAUUUACUAAGGAAGCCAAGACAACAAUCACCAGUCUGAGCAGCUCACACUGGGGUCUUUCACCCACACAGUCAGAGGUCUUACACCCGGUCCAAAAUCCUAUCCUUCCCUAUGUGGGCACAAUUCCUGGAGGACUUAGAGCAGGAAUGGCCUUGUACUUGCAGGGAGUUGUUCCAACUAAUGCUGACCAGUUCGCAAUAAAUUUCCAGACUGGACAGUCUGACAAGGAUGAUAUAGCUUUCCACUUCAACCCCCGAAUGGGCAGCAAGGUGGCCAUGAACAGCUUCAGGAAUGGAGGAUGGCAGACUGAGGAAUCUGCCUCUGAAAACCCCUUCAAAAAGGGAGAUGCUUUUGAAAUGUUUAUCGUCCCCAAACCUGAAGGAUAUCAGGUAUAUGUGAAUGGCAAGGAGCACUACAUGUUUAAGCACCGUGUACCUCUGGAAAAAGUGUCAGCAUUACAUAUAAAUGGAAAUGUUGCCUUAAACUUUUUUGGCUUCAUAGAAAACUGGAGCAUAUCUUCAUUUACUAAGGAAGCCAAGACAACAAUCACCAGUCUGGGCAGCACACACUGGAGUCUUUCCACUAUACAGUCAGAGAUCUUACAUCCAGUCCAUAGUCCUACCCUUCCCUAUGUGGGCCCAAUUGCCGGGGGUCUGAGAGCAGGGAUGGCCUUGUACAUGCAGGGAGUUGUUGCUCAUAAUGCAGACCGGUUUUCAAUAAAUUUCAAGACUGGACAGUCUGACAAGGAUGAUAUUGCUUUCCACUUCAACCCCCGAAUGGGCAACAAGGUGAUCAUGAACAGCUUCAGGAAGGGAGGAUGGCAGACUGAGGAAUAUGCCUCUGAAAACCCCUUCAAAAAGGGAGAAGCAUUUGAUAUACUCAUUGUCAUCACAUCUGAUGGAUACAAGGUACAUGUGAAAGGCCAACAACACUGCAUGUUCAAGCACCGCAUUCCUUUGGAAAAAGUUACUACACUUCAUAUCCUUGGGAAUGUCUCCAUCAGCUUCUUUGGUUUUAUCAUGGAUAAGUGAAUGAAGAGUUAUUUUGGUGUCUUCCCCCAGUGUUUUAAAGCACUCUUAAAGAAAGUUCUGAAGUUUGGGAAUGAUGAAAAAAGUUAAAAUAAUGCAUGUCCUCAUUUUAAUAUGCACAAAUUAAGCAUAUAAUUGGUCUCAAUCAAUAGCAAUGACAAUACUGUUACUGCUGUUAUAAAAAUGACCAAUUAAAAUAAAAUAAAAGUGAUUUUCUUAAACCA
Messenger RNA from Myxocyprinus asiaticus (Chinese sucker), 7573 nucleotides. RefSeq names its product galectin 4 (gene lgals4). The coding region runs from base 45 to 7352 and encodes 2435 amino acids. The record is from RefSeq and is a predicted model, not a curated record. Lineage: Eukaryota; Metazoa; Chordata; Actinopteri; Cypriniformes; Catostomidae. The transcript is spliced from 57 exons. Gene Ontology annotation, molecular function: carbohydrate binding.